AUGGUUCCGGGCCAAGACGCGGUGCCGUGCCGCGUCCGCCCCAGCCCGGGCCGGGCCCGCGGGGAGCAGCGAAUCCGGCGGCCGCGGCCUAGAGCGGCUCGGGCGGGGAGGACCCGGCAGGGAGCGCCCAGCGCCGCCAGGGGGCGUGCGGGGUCCGCCGAGCCGCCAGGGGGCGUGCGGGGUCCGCCGAGCCGCCAGGGGGCGGGAGGGGGUCCAGAGCGGGAGGCGGGGCCGGGGCAGGGGCCGGGGGGCGGGAGGGGGACGCGAGAGAGGCUGCGAGGGCUGAGGGGAGGGGCGGGAGGGUCUCGGAGCGGGGUCGGGGGGGGAGCGUUUGGGGGCGCCUGGGCCCUGGCGCUGCUGACAUCGGGGGCGCCAGCCCUCCAGGAGGGUUCGGGACACACGCGAAGGGACAACGUGGAGGCCACCUGGAGCUGCUACGGUGUGGGCAUCAGCCGCGGGUCUGGAGGGGUGGUGAGAAACGCUGGCUCCUUGGCAGUGCCACGUGUGUUGCUCCCAGUCUGCUCCGGCCCCGAGUCGCUGGAGCCCUGCCCUCUCCGCGGGGAUGCUGCUGGCCUCCCGCUGGUCACGCCAGGAUGCUUUGGCAGCUGGGAAGCCUGUCGGGCUGGUGUCCUGCUUGGCACACACGCACCGUGCCACAGGUGCACGCCUCACCCAGGGGGACCUCCUGGCGUUUCCGAAGUGAGUUUCCCUUGCUCAGGCUCCAUUCCCUCGGCUCUUCCCGAGCAGAGCGGGCAAGAGGAGCGACCUGUGGAGCCCGGAGCUGCGGAGCCCCGGUACCGACCCUCCGGGAAACGGCAGCUCAUGUCCCUGCCGAGCCCUGCAUGGCCCCAGCGAGAUGAGCCCCCUGCCUGCAGCACUGCCACUGGCCUCCCCCCACCCUCAUCUGACAGUGACUCUGGCUGUGCCCUGGAAGAGUACCUGGAGCCCCCCACGGAGCCCACGCCCCCCGAGGUUCCACUGUGCUUUGGCUCCCACUCGCCGCCGCCUUUAUCGCCCACGGACAGGACCCAGCUCCGUGCCAGAGCACUCCUGCAGCAGCUCCCUCCUCAGGACUGUGAUGAGCGGUACUGCCCCGGCCUCGCCGAGGAGGAGAGGAGGCAGCUGCGAGCCUUCAGCGCCCGCCGGAGACAGGAGGCCCUGGGCCAGGGGCUGGCAUGUCCCGUGCCAGGUCCCUGCCAUGGCUGUCCCUGCAAGAAGUGUGGCAAGAGGCUGAACAAAGGGGACCCAGGGAUUCUGGCAUCUCGGCUGGGGGAGCAGUUCUGGCACCCAUCCUGCUUCUCCUGCCACUUCUGUCACCAGCCACUGGUGGACCUCAUCUACUUCCAGCAGGAUGGGAGGAUCUACUGUGGCAGGCACCAUGCUGAGCUCUUCCGACCCCGCUGUGCCUCCUGUGACCAGCUGAUCUUCAUGGAGGAGUGCAUCGAGGCGGAGGGCAGGCGCUGGCACCUGGAGCACUUCUGCUGCCUGGAGUGCGAGGUGCCCCUGCGGGGGCAGCGCUACGUGAUGAGGAGCGGCCGCCCCUGCUGCUGUGCCUGCUUCGACAGCCUCUUCGCCGAGCCCUGCCAAGCCUGUGGGGACCUCAUCGGUGCUGAGAGCGAGGAGGUCACCCACCAGGGGCUCCGCUGGCACGCCCGAGCCUCCUGCUUCUGCUGCAGCCUCUGCCGCAAGCCGCUGCGGGGGCAGCCGCUCAGCUCCCGCCGCGGGCGGCUCUUCUGCUCCGAGACCUGCAGCCUGGGCCGGGAUGUGUCCUCCUCCACCACCUCCGACGACUCUUCCGACUCUGCUUUUGCCUCGGCUCCAUCCCCCGACUCGACGCCACUCUCCCGAGCUGACCCCAGCGGCAGGACCACAGCAGGGACGGGCAGCGCCUCGGCGGCCGGGGGCUGCAGGCAGCGGGGGGAAGGGGACGAGGCUUUUUUGGAUCAGGCCCCCGUGCAUCCAGCAUUCAGGAGCAAGGAGGACCAUGGAGCAGCUGCUAAGGAGCGGAGCAGGGAUGCUGUGCACACAGGGGUGCUGGGACCACCACCCAGCCACCCUUCCACCUCCCAGCCUACUGCAGAGGGUGCCAAGGAGCCUGGAGCCUUGGGCCACUCAGUUUCGGGGGGGCCUGGUCCCCAGGCACCCAGAGGCAAUGGAAACUCACAUUUCCAAGGGGGCACAUCCCCUCCCCGACACAGCCCUCGGCCAGAGGGCAUCGACCUGCAGGACACGACCGAGGAGGAUGACUCCUGGUGCCCUACCUGCUCUUCAUCUUCGGACUCGGAUGAAGAAGGUUUCUUCUUUGGGAAGCCCAUUCCCAAACCUGGGAUGAAUUCCCUGGGAAGAGAGUCCCUGGGGAGGGCUGGGGGCAGGACAGUGAAGCCACGGGGCAGCAGCAAGCACUGCAGUGUGUCCUAGCAGCAGGGACUGGGGGGGGAUCCUCAGCUGGCACUGCCCUUCUGCCAGCCCCUGCCGUGAUCCCAACGCAUUCCAAGUGCAUUUUGGAUGCAGCCUAAGGAUAGUGAGGAGAAGCCACUGGGAUCCUUCCCUCCCGGCAGCUGCUGGUAAAGCACCGCCUGCAAUUCCUGCCAAUGAGGAGCAGGUAAAGCAGGGAGGAAGCAGACAGCUGGCAGCCUGGCAUCAGGGAUCCCAUCUCAGACACGGUGGCAGCCCAGAAUGCAGGCACACGCAGGGGAGGGUGGCUGGGGGCUUAAGACAAGGGCAGCUGCCUGCAUCGUCCUCGUCACUGUAUUCUCUCGCUGCCUUGGGCGCUGCUGCUGGGCACCCGGGCGGGUCAGAUCCUCCCCUGGUCCACCUCCUUGAAGGAUAAGCACCACCCCCAGCUGCUUUCCAUCCUGCUGCCAGCGCGGGGAGGGCAGCAGGGGGCAGCUCUGCUGCUGCCGGUGACGAUGCUCCAAUAAAGUCUGGCUGAAAUCUGACCACGAGAA
This is a messenger RNA of Pogoniulus pusillus (Red-fronted tinkerbird), 2948 nucleotides long. It is a transcript of the gene PRICKLE4, whose product is annotated as prickle planar cell polarity protein 4. Gene Ontology annotation, molecular function: zinc ion binding. NCBI's taxonomy places the organism in Eukaryota, Metazoa, Chordata, Aves, Piciformes, Lybiidae. The record is from RefSeq and is a predicted model, not a curated record. The transcript is spliced from 11 exons. Bases 1 to 2418 code for a protein of 805 amino acids.